AACAAAGUUUAAGCAUGAAGACCCAUAAGUUAAACAAAUUGGAGUUGGAUUCCAUUCGCUCUCUUCGGCCUGUCGUCGUCUAGAGGGUAAGUACCUGGAUAUGUAGUACUGGAAGUGACGACACAAAACAAGAUCAUCAACGACGAACAUCGAAUAGAAGACCAAGAAGCUGCAACCAACAUGGGUCGUAUCGAGCCUUUAAAAGCUUGGGACGAAGAGCGUGUCGGCAGUCAGAUCGACCUCUCCGCCGACAGAAAAACCGCAACGAGAUAUGGAAGUGUCAGGUUUGAAAUCGACAAACACAAAGUUGAAAUGAUUUGCCAUGCAUAAAAUGCAAGGCAUGAUGAACAUGAAGUGCCUGUCUUGCCGGGAUGGCAAGUGGGGCCGAUUGUGAGCCUGUUUAGGGUUUGAUAUAGAGCUGCUAAACUAGCAUGACAAAAGCAGUCCUCUGCGCCCAAACAGCAUGACAAAUUGGAUUCCGACGCUCGGAAAAUUUGUCAUGCCCCGCUUCACAAGUGGGCUUCCUACUGAUAUCGGUCUUAUGCAUGACAAACUUAAUUAUUUCAACUUUGAGUUUGACGAUUUCGAUCCUCACACAUCCAUACGAGACAAGCGGAAACGAACCCGAGAGGGUACGGCUGUUUGUUGUAUGGGAAGCAGCAGCUGGGAAAUUACGCGGAAGGAAGGUACUAUCAAAAGUAAAAAUGUCUGGGUCUGGGAACUUGUGAUGCUGGGUCGCGUCUCAUGAUGAGGCUACAAAUGGUGGCUCAGCAUUACAAGUUUCUGAGCUCCUAGGUGUUGCCUAUUCUGCAUGACAAACUGCGCUUCUGCAUCACAGAAAAGCGGAGCUCUUGGGUAACGUGCAUGACAGAUUUAAGAGUCAUGCCAGACAAGCAUGACAAACAUGAACUCUUCCAGACCCAGACACUUUUACAGUUGAUAGGUACAACUACAUCACGAUUUAUAAGUCGUAAUUCGCGAGCAGCCCGAGCGCGACCUCGACGUGUAGUUAUUUUUGCAGAUACUACGCAAGAACUCCACUGUGAAAAGACGUCGAGGUGGAACCUCUUCGAGUGCAUUUAUAAUUUGAAUUGCGAAACAAGUAAAUUUACACGUGUGAAGAGGUGUGCAUUGAAAAAAAUCUUCCACCACAUCAUGUUCUUGGACCAAUUAAAAGACCAUAUAUUAUAAUUUGUUGCUUUACGGACCUAUGCCUAUGCUCCUGAUCACAGGUUUGCAGAAGUGAUAAUCCACCAGCAGGGCACGCGGGCAACAGAAUCUGAAUACCACGCCGGCGGUGUGUGCUAUCAAAAGGAAAAAUCCCACCUGCCCAUACUCGAAAGGUAUAUUUUUGAAAUAUUUGUGAUGCUGAUUUGUGGUGACAAAUCGUGUCUGUCUUGCAAGAAGGGAAGAACUCCGCCGGCUCCGCCGCAUUAUGCAGGCGGUUUGUCAUGCUGUUGGGCCUACAGCGCGGACGUUUUUCAUGCGAAGCGCCUAGGCCAAAACCUCUCUGCCCACGCUUGAUAUGGGCCUGCAGUGCUCUCCAGCAAGACAGGCCGGAUUUGUGUACACAGAUCCAGCGCCAGAGAUUUCGCCUUGAUAUGGCGAGGGGGGAUUUUUCCUUCCGAUAUGUGCAUCGGGAUAACCAAGUGCAAGCCGGCGGACUACAAACCCGAAGAGGUCGGGCGGUCGAUUUUUCACGUGCCGGACUCUUGGGUGGUAGACACGUAUAUGCAUUGCAAAUAUCUGGGUCUGGAAGAAUGCAAGUUUGUCAUGCUUGUUUGGCAUGACUCGAGAAUCUGUGUUGCAUAGGCACGAAAAAGCCCUCUUACCUGUCAUGCAAAAACGCAGUUUGCCAUGCGGAAUGCGUAAGAUAUGGCAGCCAAAAAAUUUGUCAUGCGUAGCUGCGUAUUCAUUGCAGUGCGUCUAUCAUUCACUUUCAGCAUUACAAGUUUCCAGACCCAGACACUUUUGCAGUUGAUAACGUACGGCGACCUGUACCGCGUACCCCCGAGAAACGAGUGGCCCCCCGACACGCUGAAUGUCGCGGAAAAGCAGCCGAUAUGCAUUGCAAAAGUAUCGUACUCGUAGUAAUCCUAAUCGCAAUUGUGCAUGGCACAUCUCUUUCUCAAGGUAAAUCAGCAUGAGAAAUUCCAUUUGUAAUGCUGAGCGAAUUUGUAAUGCGAUUACUACUAGUACGAUGCUUUUGCAUUUCAUAGCCGAAGAGCGCCAGCGUGGAGAAAUACGAUACCUACGCCCUAGUGAAGGACGGAGACACGUACUCUACUUUUGAUACGGAUGUUGAAGAACUACCGGAAUAGUUUCAAUCUGCAGGACUCCGCAAGGAGUGAACGUGUCAUGCUGAAGAAGAUGUUGCACUUAGAUCGAUAUUUCUACUUCUGAUGAAGAUUUAUUUUGCAGAUUGAUGAUGUCGUCGAUGUCAGCCUGCCCACGCGAGGACUUCUACACAUUCCACAAAAUAAUAAACAAGGCUCGGACUCCUCCUCCGACCUGACAAGACAUUAAAACUCUACUGGAACGGCAAGCACAUGGCCGACCUGCCAAUAGAAGGGUUUGAGGUCAUAUCGUACGAAAAAAGUGUUUCACUGUAAGGAUCUUGCAAGUUUUGCAUCACAAGUUUGUUCUACAUCACAGAGAAAAUCUAGCGUCUUGCAUGUUUAGCAAGACAAACACUUCUAAGAUACAGCUUCUGCAUUACAAGUUUACAGUGAAACAGUUUUUUCUUGCGAUAGGUCACGCAAGAGGUUCGACUGAUCGUGGAACUUCUAUGGCGUUCUCAAACGUUACAUUCUCAACUGUUACAUGAAUUCGCGUUGCAAGAAUCGCAAAAGUGAAAGGAGGGACCUUGUGCGUCUUUCAUGACAUUUUUGGCACAGAUUCACUUUUGGCACAGAUUCUCAGCCUGUUUGGCCCUCUGAGAAUUUGUCAUGCGAAGCAGCUUGAUGGCGUCGAUGGUCAAGGCAAUUUUGCAUGGCAAAUCAUGUAACAGCUGAGAGCGUAACAGUUGAGAGCGCCAUAACUUCUCGGCCGAGCAGAGGGCGCGACGGUGAACACAGAAGCAAAAGCGCCGGAAAUACCACUACCACCCGAAUCCAGUACGGAAGACGAGGGCGGGAAGUGAAAGAAUGGCUCGAAGAACUAGAUGCUUUUCGUGGACGAGUGCGGUCUCUCAUCUUCAGAGGAAUUUAGAUUUACUACUUAGACCAACUUUCACGUCUUCCUGCCCUUGCCCAGGUCUUGUUCUCGAUUUUUUUCGCGUCGCUUUUGGCGGCACAGAAACUGGAACUUUUAUUCGAGAACACAGAAAGCCAGUACUUCUUCGCACCAGCAAGAGUGCCACAAGCAACGCUUCGAGGACAUCAAGGCUCAGAAGUCUGCCUGGGUUUAAAAUGUCCGACUCGCUCUUACACAGGCGAGUGCACGUAACUACAGAUAUUUUGCAGCGUCUUGCAGAAGUUCACCGAUUUUUUGUGCCCGCA
Messenger RNA from Amoebophrya sp. A120, 3500 nucleotides. The record is from the annotation of a GenBank genome assembly. NCBI's taxonomy places the organism in Eukaryota, Dinophyceae, Syndiniales, Amoebophryaceae.